Humulus lupulus (European hop) is the source of this 2235-nucleotide messenger RNA. RefSeq lists its product as uncharacterized. The coding region runs from base 1 to 2235 and encodes 744 amino acids. NCBI's taxonomy places the organism in Eukaryota, Viridiplantae, Streptophyta, Magnoliopsida, Rosales, Cannabaceae. The transcript has 4 exons. Gene Ontology annotation, molecular function: zinc ion binding. The record is from RefSeq and is a predicted model, not a curated record.
AUGGACAAUAUUACUUCUUUGGUUCAAUAUGGAGGAAAUUGGAAUGAAAACAACGAGUACCAAGGAUACACAAUGACUGGGAUAUUAAUACCACCAAAUUGUUCUCUUGACAACUUGGUGAAUUUGAUAAAAAAGGAGAUAAAGGAAAAAACAGCAACUAUUGAAGUUUCUUAUCAAGUAGAAAAAGGAACACCACCAAUGAAGGUUGAAACAGACAAUUCAGUGUUGUUCUUCCUGGAAAUAAAGAAAAAAGUUGCUGCUAAAAUAACAGACUUACCAUUGUGUGUCACUAUAGUUCAAGAAUCAAGCAAUGAAAAUGACAUUCUUCUACUAGCAAAUCAGAAAGCUACAACAGAAGAAAUGGAGGUGGGGACAUUAUUAAUGCAAGCAAAUCAAGCUUCCAUCAAUGAACAAAUGUUACUUGAAGAAGGAAUAUCAAGCACAACAAAUGAGGGCAUAAAUGUGUCAUACAUACCUCAUUUUGCUGAAGAAGUAGUUGAUUUCAUAAUUGAGGACAAUACAAAAAGAAAAAAGAAGUUGGAUGAAAUCCAACUAGUAAUAUCUGAUUACAGAGUGAAUACAAUAGAGCAAGGACAAAUUUACAAGGAUAAGAACACAGUCAAAUCAGCCCUUAGCUACUAUGCAAUGCUACAUAACUUCCAGUUCAAAACAAAAAGAUCAGAUGCUAGAGAGUACCUAGUUACUUGCGCAGAUGAAACAUGCAACUGGUUGGUGAGAGCAUCUAAGUACAGAAAUCAAGAUUUAUUCAAGGUACGGAAAUGCAAUCAAAAUCACACUUGCUCUGUUGAAAUUGUUUUGGAAGACCAUAGGCAAGCAAAAAACAUCAUAGUUGGGGAAUUAAUAAAGAAUAAGUACAAGUCAAUCAAAAGAAAUUACACUCCAAAUGACAUCAUGAAUGAUAUGAAUGAUGACUUUGGAGUAACUAUGGGAUACACAAAAGCAUGGAGAUCAAGAGAGAAAGCUUUGUGUCUAGUAAGAGGGAACCCCGAUGAUUCAUAUCAAAAGCUGCCAAUAUAUCUUUACAUGUUGAAGCAAGCAAAUCCAGGAACAAUAACACACCUACUCACAGACAAGGAGGAUAGAUUCAAAUACCUAUACAUAGCUUUCUCUAACUCAAUCAAGGCAUCAACGUUAGAUUCAAACAACAACAUUUUCGUGUUGGCUUUUGGAAUAUCAGACUCUGAAAAUGAUAACUCAUGGCUUUGGUUCUUCUCCAAACUGCGAGAAACCUAUGGAGAACCCGAAGGAUUGGCUAUAGUUUCUGACAGACAUAAGAGCAUAGACAAUGCAGUACAUAUGGUGUACCCAAAUGCUUUCCAUGGAGCUUGCAUGUUUCACUUACUCAUUAAUUUGAAAGGCAAGUAUGGGAGCCAUGGAGAAGAACUACAAAUGAAAUUCAUUGCAGCAGCAAAAGCAUACACAAAGACAGAAUGUGAAAACUACAUGAAAGGCCUUGAUAGAAUUGAUAGACGCAUUAGGCCCUAUUUAGAAAAAGCCAAGUAUGAAACUUGGGCAAGAUCAUACUCGCCAACAAAAAGAUACACCAUGAUGACAUCCAACAUCGCAGAAUCACUCAACGCUGCACUAAAAGCUGCAAGAAAUCUCCCCAUUGAUAUCUUGGUUGAAUGCCUUAGAAGUUUGGUUCAAAAGUGGGUUUGGAACAACUCAAAUAAUGCAAAUGGAACAUUCACAAAAGUUUCUACAGCAACAGAAAAUGAAUUGAGACAUGACAUUGUUUCAAAAAUGAAGUAUGAGGUCUUGCCUUUCAACACAAUAGAAUACCAAGUUCGUGAUCAAAAGGGGAUAAAUUUCACAGUAAAUAUACAUAAUAGAACAUGCACUUGCAAUAGGUUCCAAGAAGAUGAAAUACCUUGUGGCCAUGCAGUAGCUGUCAUUGCAAAAAGAAACCUGAGUGUGUAUGAUUAUUGUGCAAAAUUCUACAGAAUAGAAACGUUGAAAGCAUUGUAUCAAGAAAAUGUUCAUCCUUUGCCCCAUAAAGAUGAAUGGAAUCUCCCACAACACUUGGACAUAAUAGUGCUGCCUCCAAAUGCAACAAUCCCUGCAGGAAGACCAAGAAAGAAACGAAUAAGAUCAAGAGGGGAAAAUAAGGUAAUAAUCACCUGUGGGAAAUGUGCACAACCAGGACAUAACAGGAAGACUUGCAGGAAUCCUCAAUUUCAGAAGCCAAACAAACAGAAAAUGCCAAAGACAUAG